AUGGGGCGGAUGGAUCUGAAAAUUGCAGUGGCCUUCAUCCUGCUGCUGUUUCUCUGCACUGAGGCUGCCAGUUAUCGGCUGCAGAAGCGAGAGGCUCAGGACUCAUUCUCCCAGAUCCAGGAGGUUGCCAAGAGUUACUGGGAGCGGCUGAAUUCAGCGGUCAAGGGCUGGCUGGACAGUGUCAAAUCUUGGGAAAUCUAUGAAAAAACCACAUCGGCUGCGGAGACCUAUACAGAAAUCCUGAAGGACCAGGUUUACCAUUGGUGGCAUGGGGAGCAGUAA
This is a messenger RNA of Gopherus evgoodei (Goodes thornscrub tortoise), 282 nucleotides long. RefSeq names its product apolipoprotein C-II-like. Gene Ontology annotation, cellular component: chylomicron. Bases 1 to 282 code for a protein of 93 amino acids. NCBI's taxonomy places the organism in Eukaryota, Metazoa, Chordata, Testudines, Testudinidae. The transcript is spliced from 3 exons. Gene Ontology annotation, molecular function: enzyme activator activity. Gene Ontology annotation, biological process: lipid metabolic process; lipid transport. The record is from RefSeq and is a predicted model, not a curated record.